Molecule: messenger RNA, 8005 nt
Organism: Danio aesculapii
Lineage: Eukaryota; Metazoa; Chordata; Actinopteri; Cypriniformes; Danionidae
Gene: esyt1b
Product: extended synaptotagmin-like protein 1b
Exons: 52
Coding region: 281-5764 (1827 amino acids)
Biological process (GO): lipid transport
Molecular function (GO): lipid binding
Source: RefSeq, a predicted model, not a curated record
CCACAACACACACACACACACACACUGCAAAAAGGAAAAACAGCGUCAUGCCAGAAGGGCAGAAGCGUUGAGGUGGGCUUUUCUGCUUUCUCGUGCUUGACUAUUAUUGAUCCGCAGUGAUCAAGCAGAGCCGAGUCAUCUGCAGAUCGCCAGCGGACUCCAAACACACACAGAGAAUCAGACUCUUCGGCUUUUAUGCGGAAUUUGAGUUGCAAAUCGUCGCUGCGGUUUGUUAUCGACUCUACUUUAGGGACAUUUGCGUACAACACCAAAAACUACAAUGUCGCACGUAGAUUCAGAGCCGAAAAAUGACUCGCAGAAGAUUGCCGAACCAGCGCAGGACAGGUCGUCUGGAGAAAUUGACGUCCCGAAAACCAAAUUAUUUGACGCCAAGGCGAUCUUGUGGACUUUUGGCAAAUGUCUCACCGCCUUGUUGCCUGUGUACCUGGCGGGGUACUAUCGGAUGAGCACCAGUUUGGUGGUGUUUGGAAUGAUGGUUUACGCAGGAUGGAAACACACGCGUGAGGCGAAGGAGGCGAGACUGAGGUCUGCCAUACAGCUAGUAAACGACGAGCAAGAAUAUGUGUCCUCCAAAUCAUUUAGAAGUAAAAGAGACCUGCCUUCUUGGGUCAACUUCCCUGAUGUGGAGAAGGUUGAAUGGCUAAACAAGGUUAUUCACCAGGCAUGGCCGUUUAUUGGUCAGUAUUUGGAGAAGCUGCUGACGGAGACCAUUGCUCCUUCCAUCCGCGGUUCCAGCGCUCAUCUGCAGACCCUCAGCUUCACCAAGAUAGACUUCGGUGGGAAGCCAAUGAAAGUGGUCGGCGUGAAGGCUCAUACUGAAAACGAUAAGGGUCAAAUUCUGCUUGACGUUUACAUCAGUUAUGUUGGGGAUGUGGAGAUAAACGUGGAGGUGAAGAGGUAUUUCUGCAAAGCUGGUGUGAAGGGAAUACAGCUUCAUGGAAUGAUGCGUGUGAUUUUGGAGCCGCUGAUCGGUGACGUCCCAAUCGUAGGUGCUGUGACCAUGUUCUUCAUUCAGAGACCUAAACUGACCAUUAACUGGACCGGUUUGACCAACCUGCUGGACAUUCCAGGGCUCAAUGUGAUGUCCGACACCAUGAUCAUGGAUGCGAUUGCUUCAUUCCUGGUGUUGCCCAAUCGCCUCACAGUUCCUCUAGUGGCAGACCUGCCUGUGGCUCAGCUGCGGUGCCCUUUGCCCAGGGGAGUUGUGCGUAUUCACCUGCUGGAGGCUGAUAAUCUGGCUGCGAAGGAUAAUUAUGUGAAGGGUGUGAUGGCCGGCAUGUCUGACCCAUACGCCAUUGUCCGAGUCGGCCCACAAACCUUCAAAUCCCGUCAUCUGGACAACACACUCAGUCCCAAAUGGGGUGAAGUUUAUGAGGUUGUCGUUCAUGAGGUGCCUGGUCAGGAGCUAGAGGUGGAAGUGUUUGAUAAAGAUCCCGAUCAUGAUGAUUUCCUGGGCAGGACUAAAUUAGACUUGGGGAUCGUGAAGAAAUCUAAAAUAGUUGACGAGUGGUUCAACCUGAAGGACACCCAAACGGGACGAGUGCACCUCAGACUGGAGUGGCUGAAGCUUGAAACUCACACAGAAAGACUGAAAGAGGUUUUAAAGAGAAAUGAAAGUGUGGUGAGUAAAGCUGCAGAGCCGCCCUCAGCCGCCAUCUUGGCAGUGUAUUUGGACAAGGCUGAGGCACUUCCUAUGAAGAAAGGCAAUAAGGACCCCAAUCCGAUUGUUCAAAUCUCAGUGCAAAAUGCUACUCGUGACAGCCGGAUUUGCUGGAAUACUGUGAAUCCCCAGUGGGAGGACGCUUUUACUUUCUUCAUCAGAGAUCCAAACAAUCAGGACAUUAGUGUACAGGUGAAGGAUAAUGACCGUGUUCAGCUUUUAGGAAAAAUGUCUAUUCCUGUAUCCCGUCUCCUCUCUCAUCCCGAUCUGACUAUGGAUGAAUGGUAUAAUCUGGAGAAUUCUGGCCCAAAGAGUCGCAUUCACAUCAACACAGUGCUCAGGGUUCUCUGGUUGGAUGAAGCUGCUGUAACUGCGUCGCUCCUCUCUAGUGGCCCUCUUUCAAAGAGCUCACGGCCAGAGAAGACCACUCCUCACUCCAGCUUCGCCACCGAGGGGCUGCUGCGGAUCCACUUGGUCGAGGGUCAGAAUCUGGUGGCUAAAGACAAUCUGAUGGGUGGGAUGGUGAAGGGGAAAAGCGACCCAUAUGUCAAGAUCCAAAUCGGAGGUGAAACAUUCAAGAGUCACGUGAUCAAGGAGAACCUCAACCCCACCUGGAAUGAGAUGUAUGAGGUGGUUUUGACGCAGCUUCCGGGUCAAGAGCUCACGUUGGAAGUUUUUGAUAAGGACAUGGAUAUGAAAGAUGACUUCAUGGGCAGGCUGAAGAUGAGUCUGAGUGACAUCAUCAGCUCUCAGUACAUCAAUGAGUGGUUUUCUCUGAGCGAUGUAAAGCGUGGUCGUGUUCACCUCGCUCUGGAGUGGCUUCCCACUGUAACUCAACCAGAGAAACUGCAGCAGGUGCUGCAUUACCAGUCAAAGAGCUCAUUCCUGAAUAAAGCAGUUCCGUCUGCAGCUCUCCUGUUUGUGUAUGUGGAGCAAGCAUAUGAGCUUCCUCUUAAGAAGAGCGGGAAAGAGCCUAAAGUUGGAGCUGAGCUGGUCUUAAGAGGAACAUCUCGAAGAACCACUGUGUGUGAUCGCACCAGCACUCCGAAAUGGGACGAAGCGUUUUACUUUCUGGUUCGAGACCCUUUGAAUGAAGACCUUAUUGUGAAGUUGUCCCACAACUGGGAUUUUUCUGUGGGGUCGGUGGUGAUUCCCAUCAAAGAGCUUCUCUCUGAGCCGGAUCUGCUGCUGGACCAGUGGCUGGAUCUGGACGGAGCUUCACCUCAGAGUCAGAUUCUACUCAGAGCUCAGCUGAAGAUUCUUUGCCCUAAAAAGAUGGAGAGCUCAGAGGAGCAGCAUGAGGAACCCAAACGACCUGCAGAGUCCAGCUUAAGAAGGAAACUUCAAGAGGAGGUCAUGCAGAAGUCUAGUAUUGAGGAGGUUCCUCCAUCUCCCGUCAGCAGGACGUCCUCAGUUUCUGUUCCAGAAGAAGAGGAGGCACCAGAGGUCACACAAGUGUCCAGUUCAGAUGACCUUCGACCUCUGCACACCAGUCCUGACCCCAGCUUUGCUAGAGAGGGUGUUCUGCGGCUCAUCCUGCUGGAGGCUCAGAAUCUAGUGGCGAAGGAUGGUCUGAUGGGUGGGAUGGUGAAGGGGAAAAGCGACCCGUAUGUCAAGAUCCACAUCGGAGACACAAUAUUCAAGAGUCACGUGAUCAAGGAGAACCUCAACCCCACCUGGAAUGAGAUGUAUGAGCUGGUUCUGACCUCCAGCUCCACCUCUGAAGUGCUGGUGGAGGUUUUCGACAAGGAUAUGGACAAAGACGACUUUUUAGGGAGGGUGAAGAUCAGUCUACAGGAGAUCAUUCAGUCUCAGAUCACUGACAGAUGGUUUUCUCUGAGUGACGUCAAACAUGGUCGUGUUCGUUUGAUUCUGGAGUGGCUGAACACAGUGACAAAACCUGACCCACUGCAAAAGGCUGUGCAGUUACAGUCAGAUCAUUCAUACCUGAACAAAAGUGUGCCGUCAGCCGCUCUGUUCUCCAUCCUCCUGGAAAGAGCUCAUAAUCUGCCUCUGAAGAAGAGUGGAAAAGAGCCUAAAGCUGCAGCAGAGCUGGUGUUAGGAGACACUGCUCAAAAAACUAAGGUGUGUGAAAGAUCCACGUCUCCUCAGUGGAGCGAAGCUUUUCACUUCCUGGUUCACAAACCUGCUGAGGAAAUUCUCAUUAUCAAGCUUUCCAGUGCGUUCGAGCAGCCGCUGGGCUCUGUGGUUCUGCCAAUCAGAGAGCUGCUUUCUAAAGAAGACCUGCUAAUGGACCAAUGGCUGAGUCUGGAUGGAGCAGCUGCUGAUAGUCAGAUUCUGCUCAGAGCUCAGCUCAAGAUUUUGGACUCAAGGCUGGAUUCGAGUGUUUUUCAUCGUCAGAAGCCUGUUGUUGAAGAUCAUUUGACAGCAGAAGAGCAUGAAGAAAAAGGCCCAGUCGCUUCUGAACAUUCCCCCGCUGCGGUCAAUAAAGAGUCGGAGAAGAAAACACUGCCAACAAAGCAAAGCAGGUUGAGUGAACUUGCAGCGUCUACUUUUCCUGUUCCUUUAUCACUGCCUGAAGAACAUCAGAAACAGACAACUCACACCAUGGAGGAGCAGCACACACCUUCAACACCCAAAACACACAUGCCGACUGAGAAUCUCAGUAAAGCUCCUGACUCCACUACUGAUAUUGCUGAAUAUAAGGAAUCAGCCCAUAAAGAUUCACAACACCUGGAUAAACCAGCAGAACCGUCUCACAGGAGCGUUUCUCCCAGUGUUUCUGCUGAGGAGACAAAAGUGACCAGUUCUACGGACACGAGACCCCAAAAGACGAGCCCCGACUCCAACUUUGGCAGCAAAGGGCUGCUGCGGCUUCACCUGCUGGAGGCUCAGGAUCUGGUGGCGAAGGACAGUCUGAUGGGUGGGAUGGUGAAGGGGAAAAGUGACCCGUAUGUCAAGAUCCACAUCGGAGACACAACAUUUAAGAGUCACGUGAUCAAGGAGAACCUCAACCCCACCUGGAAUGAGAUGUAUGAGCUGAUUCUGAGUCCUGAUCAUAAUCUAGAGGUGAAGUUCGAGGUCUAUGAUAAGGAUGUUGAUUCUGAUGAUUUCCUUGGAAGAUUUAAGCUCAGACUUGGAGACAUUAUCAAAUCUCAGUACAAUGAUGAGUGGUUUACACUGAAUGAUAUCAAACAUGGCCGUGUGCAUCUGGUUGUGGAGUGGCUGCCCACCGUCACCCAGCGGGACAAACUGGAGCAGGUUAUGCAGAUGCAGAGCUCGCAGUCCUACCAGAACAAGAGUGUGGCUUCAGCAGCGCUGCUCUUCAUUCUGUUAGACAGAGCUCAUCAGCUGCCCCUGAAGAAAAGUGGAAAGGAACCCAAAGCUGCAGCUGAACUUAUACUUGGAGCUACGUCUCAUAAAAGCAAGGUGUGUGAACGUUCGUCUUCUCCUCACUGGAAUGAAACGUUUGACUUUCUGGUUCAUGACCCCAAAAAGGAUAUGCUCAUCAUCAAGCUCUCGAGUGCCUGGGAUCAACCAAUGGGCUCUUUGGUUCUGCCAAUCAGAGAGCUGCUUUUAAAACCAGAUCUUCUGCUGGACCAAUGGCUGAGUCUGGAUGGAGCUUCACCACAGAGUCAGAUUCUGCUCAGAGCUCAGCUGAAGAUCCUGGAUUCCAAAAUGGCGGCAUUAGUGGCGAUGGGUUCAGGUCCGGUUUUGAGUAACAAGCAAACGGCCACAACGGGUCAAAUUCAGCUCUCCGUGUCCUUCCAGAAGAAGCUGACACUGCUCGUCCACAACUGCAGGGGUCUGGUCACAUUAUCUAAGGACAGCUUAGACACUUACGUCUCCAUCAUUCUGCUGCCCGAUAAAAGCAAGGCCACCAAGAGAAAGACCAGUGUGAAGAAGAAAAACCUCAAUCCAGAAUUCAAUGAAAGGUUUGAGUUUGAUAUGAGUAUGGAAGAGGCUCAGAGAAGAGAGCUCAGUGUGUGUGUGAAAAACGCUUCCUCGUCCUUCAUGAACCGAGACAAAGACGUGAUCGGCCAGGUGCAAAUAGACCUGGGACACAUUGAUUUAAUCUCUGGAGUCACACAAUGGUUUGAUCUAAAAGAAGAGCAGAACUGAAGUGCACUUCAUCAGGUCAACAUCGCUGACAGUAAUCAUCACUUUUCAUCGUUUUCUCCUUAUAUCUAGUCAUCAAAAUGUUUUUAUGAGUGAAAUUGGGUUGAACAUAAUGUUGCAUUGACAAAUCACGAGGGUUAUAUCAGAAGUGAAAUAUGAAUGAAUGAAUGACGGUCGCUAUCAGAAGACUGCAUGUUGAUUUAACAGUGAAUGUGGAGCAGGUUUCUGGAAAAGAGUCUGGUCUUCCUGUGCAGGUUGCAGGACUUUUGCAUUUGUGUUUACAUUUAGAAGGAAAGGAGGAUGUUUGUUUGUUUAAAAUGGGUUUUCCGUGUGUUGGGUUGUUUUUUUUAAUCAAAGAAAUAUUGUUUUAUUGAUCGUACGCACACACAUUAGUAGAUAUUGUCUGAAUAUACACUUAUGAAGAAUUAUGAGUGACCAGAUAUCUGUGCUCCACAAAUCUAGUGUUUAAAAGUAUAAGACACGAGCACCUGAAGCUAUUUAAGAUGUCACUGCUGCGUCUCUCAUGGGUUUGCAGAUUAUUUGUCUACACAUUGAUGUGACAUGAGCUUCUGUUGUCACUGCCAUAUAUGAUAUGAUAUUUAGAUAUGUGCUCUGUGUCAAAACUACAAUGUUGAUGUUAUUGUUAUAUUUUAGGCCUUGUAGGAUUUUUUACGUUGUCUUAUGUUCUGAAAAGCAUUGGAAAACCUUAGAAAUUUCAUGGAGAUUUGUUUAUCUCUGGGGCUUUGGUUCUAAUAUUUCACAGCCGUCUCGAUUUACAAUAAGAGAUUUCUUUAAAUGUCUAUGCACAACAAAACCUCUUCAGGAUAUAUAAAUCAGUUCAUCAUAGACAAUGACUGUUUACAUGGACAUCAGUAAGCCAAUCAUUUGUCUUAAUCUGAAUAAGUCAAUAAUAUGAUUACGGUGCCUGAGUUGCUCUUUAAAUGUUCCUUUAAUUAUCCUCAUUUACAUGUAAUAGCACACAGAUCGAUUAACGUCAUCGUGUCAUCUCGUUAUCCACAUUUCCUCUGGAGUUUCGUGUAAUUUUGGAUGUUUCGUUUUUAAUUGUGGACUUUAACUGCUGUUUCACAUUCAUUCAGGAACAUUUCAUGCAUGCCACCUGUGACAAACAAGAUAUUGGAUGUAUGAACUGCUGAAAGUGUUGUUUUAAUGGAGUUUCAUUACGCCGUAUGGGGGAAAAAAAAAAAACCCUGAUAGUUUGAUUGCGGUGUUACAUGUCUGUACUGCACUUCAAUAAUGCCACUAAAAUCAGCACACUCCACAUAUCUUAAUUCCAUUUCUGUUUAGUUUGAUUAUGACUUUAAUAUGAUUACAUUAAUUGAAAAACAAAUCGCUGUUUACAUGCUAGACUCUAAAUCAGAGUAUUGUCUUAAUCAUAUUAUAGUCAGAUUAUUGGUGUCCAUGUAAACAUACUCAGUGUUGACAUUUUUCAUGUAAAAUGGUUUCAGAGCUUCAAAUGCACAUCUCAAAUAUGAAUAAUCAGGAUUUAAAUGCUUUACUUGAAAAUGCUGUGUAAGAUUCUCAAAUAUUUGGACUCAAAAGGCAGUACUUUACCAAGUUUUCAAGCCAUUUUAAUCAAUCUGAAAAUGAAGAGUGAAUCUAACCUCAUGUCUGCAUCGGGAGGUUUAAAAUCUACCAUAUAUAGAGUUUCAGAACUGCUCUAUUUUCUGUCUGUUUGGAAAUAUCCUUAAGCAAUUGUUUACAAAGGAUCAGUAUCUGAAUUAUCCAGCUAUAUUAACAGGAUUAUUGUAGCAAUACAUAACCAUCAUUGGCUGAUUAAUAACUCUAAAAGUCAUGAAAGAGUGGGACCCUUCACAUGUGGAACACAAGAGGAGCAUGUUUAUAAUGUUGAAAUAAACGAACCAUUCAACAUUUAGUAGCAGAGCAGUUUUAGUCAGAAACUGAUGCUUUUUAUUUAGGAGGUUAUGAUUAAAAUAGUAAUACAUCAUGAAAGGAAUUUUAUUUUAAAUACCUUAACACUGACCAGCUCCCACUUUUGAAUGAUGAAUUUAAUGUCAAACACAUUAUUUUAGUGCAUUCCACUUGUCUUGUGUGUGCAUGUUACACGUUCAUUUCACCAGUUUUGUAUUUUACAUUGAUGCACUGUAAUAUGUAAGAUUUAUGUGUGCAUAUUCAUAAAUACCAAAGACAAGCCAUGCUGCACUAUUCCUUUCUGAAUGUGUAAUGUCAUAGCUUCACAGCUUCAAUAAAUCGAUUACGGCAUCA